CGCGGGAAAGAACUUGGACACAAGAGACAAGGUAAACAUUGUACACGUCGCAGCUUCUUCGUUUGUUCCGUCCUCGUCAGCCACUUCCUCGUCGCUGCCUCGUCAGCUUCUUCUUCGUUAGUUGCCUACUUCAUAACUGCCAGUUCUGCUGUUUCCUGCGUCAUUGUCAGCACUCUCGUUGCCUCUUCAUCGUCUCCUCGCCCACUUCUCUUCACCCUUCCUCGUCGGCCACACCAUCACUUACCUUCUCAACAAACGGCUUCAAGGGCAGGAGCUGUACUAGAAAGCUGUUCAAAUGGGAGUGUGCAGCAGUAUGAGAGAAUGUGUAGGUAGCAAGCCACCAUUAGCAGUAUUUGCUGCAAGUAUUGCAGCAUUUGCCAUUGCCCUUGUGGGCGUGUCUCUGUACUUGCAAGGUCACAGAUCGGAAAUUCUAAAUCCAGAUAUAAAGGACUGGAACAGCUUUUAUUCAACUUUGUCAGACAUGAAAAUAUGUUUUCCUGAAAGUGGAGCUUCAAGAGUGACAAAGAUAAGACCAAACAAUGACUUGCCUUCUGUAGUAACACUGAAUUCUGAAAGGAGUGUUAAUGAAACGGAAGCAAAUGUUACACUGAGUAUAUUGGCAGAUGUGCAAGUGGGCAAAGGUGGCAGCACUGUUAUGGGAAUGGCACUUCACUCCCUGUUACCAGCUAAAUAUCUUGGUUUUAAGGGAGACCCGAGUGCACUGGAGGUGAUGAUUGAGUUAGCAUCUAAAACUGCCAAGAACUGGACAGCUUGUAUGAUGUUCUCGGGCCCAGCACACCUGCUGCCUGACUCUCCAGUCGCACCCGCUAAUUGUACAAUACUUAAGGACACUAAUACAGUGGAAGUGAUGAUGGGUCAGCCAUGGCUAGUAAAAGAGUCUGGAGAGUGGUGCAGUGCAGGUGUGGAGGCUGAUCUUAUGGUGACUGCUCAGCAUGAACUCAAUGUCUACUUAUCAGAGGGUGAUGUAACCCUUAUUCAAGUGCAUAUCCUGUAUACAACAUGUCUCCUCUGUGUCAUGAUGCUUGUCCUCCUGUUUUAUUUUGUUUGUGGAAAGCAUUUCAACUCCAGGAAUAAGACUGAAAAGGCUGCUGACAAAUGGCGAGAAGCCGGACCACCCAACAUCUGCAACACGGAAGAGGGCACGGACGACGUCAACGUGAGGACAGCAACGUAGUGGAGCACGGACACAGCCGGCCAGGGCGCGGACCAAGCCCGCACGCUUUGCCUCCCCCUCUACAGAGCCCUCCUCGGCUGGCUCGGACACGGACACCGGGCGCACACCUCAGCUGGACAAUUCGGACAAAGCAACGGGUGGCACAGUGACACAACGCAGGCCAGGCCGCUGGCCUGCGGUGGGGGUGCAGCGCCGGUCCCCAAGCGUCCCGCUGUCCGCAGCUAAUACUUUGCCCAGUCUAGGUGCUAGUAAGCCCUACUUGUAGUCACACCCCCUUCUC
This is a messenger RNA of Procambarus clarkii (red swamp crayfish), 1475 nucleotides long. RefSeq names its product transmembrane protein 248. The record is from RefSeq and is a predicted model, not a curated record. Lineage: Eukaryota; Metazoa; Arthropoda; Malacostraca; Decapoda; Cambaridae.